GUUGCCACUUAACAUAGUGUUCCUUUUGUCUUUUUUAUUUGACAGUCGGACACAAUUUUCUUGCUGGCAAUAAUUUGAUUUCUUUCACAAAGUUGUUAACCAUGGCGCGAGCACCACCUGCCCCUACUAAAGAAAAAAAGGAGAAGAAGGCUCCCAAAGACAAGUCCAAAAAUGUUAUGAGGAAUCUUCACAUCAGGAAACUUUGUCUGAACAUCUGUGUUGGAGAGUCCGGAGACAGACUUACUCGUGCUGCUAAGGUGUUGGAACAACUUACUGGCCAGCAACCAGUGUUCUCUAAAGCUCGUUACACUGUGCGAUCCUUUGGUAUUCGUCGUAAUGAGAAGAUUGCUGUCCACUGUACAGUCCGUGGUGCAAAGGCUGAAGAAAUCCUUGAGAGAGGACUUAAGGUCAGAGAAUAUGAGUUGAGACGUGACAAUUUCUCAGCCACUGGAAACUUUGGGUUUGGUAUUCAAGAACACAUUGACUUGGGUAUCAAAUAUGACCCCUCUAUUGGUAUCUAUGGUUUGGAUUUCUAUGUUGUCCUAGGAAGACCAGGUUUCAAUGUAGCUCACCGAAGACGCAAGACUGGCAAAGUUGGGUUUGCCCACCGCCUGACAAAGGAGGAUGCUAUGAAGUGGUUCCAACAGAAAUACGAUGGUAUCAUCCUUAACAGCAAAAAGUAAAUAAAUUAAGUAAAACAAAUUUAAAAAUC
Amyelois transitella is the source of this 712-nucleotide messenger RNA. It is a transcript of the gene RpL11, whose product is annotated as large ribosomal subunit protein uL5. Lineage: Eukaryota; Metazoa; Arthropoda; Insecta; Lepidoptera; Pyralidae. Gene Ontology annotation, cellular component: cytosolic large ribosomal subunit; ribosome. Gene Ontology annotation, biological process: translation. The transcript has 5 exons. Gene Ontology annotation, molecular function: RNA binding; structural constituent of ribosome. Bases 102 to 683 code for a protein of 193 amino acids. The record is from RefSeq and is a predicted model, not a curated record.